Messenger RNA from Periconia digitata, 744 nucleotides. NCBI's taxonomy places the organism in Eukaryota, Fungi, Ascomycota, Dothideomycetes, Pleosporales, Periconiaceae. The record is from the annotation of a GenBank genome assembly.
AGCAUGAGCAACCUUACAAACUUUCCAUACCUUAACGCAUCUGAGUUUUCAUUUGCAAUAUCCUCUUUAUGCCGUCUCUUCCACCAAGUUCAAUCUCUAUCGUCUUCUCCACGCCUUGCCUGGACGUCAGUUGAGAUCAUCCUAGACUCCGGGGCUCCUCAUCUCCGCAUCACCAAGCCACUCCACAUUCGCACAUUAUCCUCUUCUACUAGCUCUAUAGAUAUAGAAGCUGAAGAUGAGAAGCCGCAGCAAUAUUCAGGCCAGGACAAAGACGACGUUACUGUCAGCGAAGAGGAUGACGAUCUGGAAGCCCUACCAAAGCACAACAAAGAUCUAGAUGCAAUGGUGAUUUACGACAUUAUUCUGUCGUCCACCUAUUCUGUCCCCGUGUUCUACUUUGCGAUUAAAGACAUAGCAUACAGAUACCCGCCGACAAUGCGUGUGCUAUAUGAAUGCAUUAUCCCGCCCCGGUAUGUAGAGCAGACCGAGGCUGUUGGUGUGCUAGGCGGGGUUACCGUCACUGAUCACCCUACGGCAAACACCCCAGUGUACUUUCUGCAUCCGUGCAAGACGGUCGAGGUUUUGCGGGCUUCUACAUCCUCCAGCAGCGAUGGUGAAAGUGAUCCAUUGUCCUAUCUCUUAUUGUGGAUUAGUACGAUGGGUAAAAGCAUCGGAGUGGAUGUUCCCCUUGCAUUAAUGUUAGCAAUGCGCAAAGAGAAGCAGGAAAGCAACCAACGAACAUGA